AUGGCCUCGAACCCUCCAGGAAAAUGCUGCACCGUCGGCGUCAGGCAUGAAGGCCAGCCAACAGGCAAGUCGCUCAAAGUCGCCAGCAAGUGGGAUGGCUAUCUUGCCGUCCCCCCUGCCGACAAGGAGCACAAAGACGUCGCCAUCCUGUUCAUUCCCGACGUUUUUGGCAUCUGGCAGAACAGCCAGCUCAUUGCCGACCAGCUCGCCGCCAAUGGCUACCGCACUCUCAUAAUUGACGUCCUCAAUGGCGACCCAAUCGAGCUCGAUAUGCCCAAAAACUUCGACUUCAUGAAGUGGCUCACCCAGGGCUCCGACGGGAAGAACCCCCAUACCAAGGAGGCCGUCGACCCCAUCGUCGAGGCCGGCAUCCAGGAGCUGAAGAGCCAGGGCGCGAAGAAGAUUGGCGCCGUAGGAUACUGCUUUGGUGGAAAGUACGUCGUCCGCCACUACAAGUCCGGAAUCGAUGUGGGCUAUGUCGCCCAUCCGUCCUUCGUCGACGAGGAGGAGCUCGAGGCCAUCACGGGCCCGCUCUCCAUCUCGGCGGCCGAGACGGACAGCAUCUUCCCCGCCGAGAAGCGACACAAGUCGGAGGAGAUCCUCCAGAAGGUUGGCCAUCCCUACCAGAUCAACCUCUUUUCGGGUGUCACGCACGGCUUCGCUGUCAGGUGCGACCUGAGCAUCCGGGCCCACCGCUGGGCCAAGGAGCAGGCGUUCGUGCAGGCUGUCCAGUGGUUCGAUGAGCACCUGGCUGGAGAGGCUGGGGCGAAGCUCUGA
Molecule: messenger RNA, 777 nt
Organism: Phialemonium atrogriseum
Lineage: Eukaryota; Fungi; Ascomycota; Sordariomycetes; Cephalothecales; Cephalothecaceae
Product: dienelactone hydrolase
Exons: 4
Coding region: 1-777 (258 amino acids)
Molecular function (GO): hydrolase activity
Source: RefSeq, a predicted model, not a curated record